UACAUGUUGCAUAUCACUGAUAGAUCCAUUUCCCGACGUGACGCACAACUGUGAUGACGUCAUGGCAAACCACACAUGUAAUGGCGUGUACACACUGACGGGACUUGAAGUUUACGACGUGUCCGUGUUUUGCGAUAUGAGAACUCUUAAUGGUGGUUGGCUGGUGUUUCAGAGAAGAAUGGACGGAUCUGAAGAUUUCUACAGAACUUGGAAUGAAUACAAAGACGGGUUUGGUGACCUAGAAGGAGAAUUCUGGCUAGGAAAUGAGAUAAUCCACCAGAUCACAAGUCGGGCGGUUUACGAAAUGCGGAUUGAUUUCGAGGAUUUUGAAGGCAACACGCGCUAUGCGAUGUACUCGUCAUUUACAUUGGGUAGCGAGGCGGAGAAAUACACUCUUCACGUUGGGUCUUAUAGCGGAGAUGCAGGCAAUGCGCUUUACUGGCACAAUAACACUCUCUUCAGUACCAAAGAUGCGGAUUGGGAUGCGCAUACCUAUGGAAGUUGCGCCGUUGAGUUCCACGGAGCCUGGUGGUACACUGCAUGUCUUGCAUGUAACCUAAACGGCCUGUAUCUUGGAGGUCCCACUUGUGUAUCAGGCAAGGGAGUAGUGUGGUAUGAAUGGAGAGGACUUCUCUACUCUCUGAAGAGGACUGAAAUGAAAAUAAGACCAAUCCUCCCUUAAUCUUCUACUGCACUUUGAAGAGGACUGAGAUGAAACUAAGACCAAUCCUCCCUAAAUCUUCUACUGCACUUUGAAGAGGACUGAGAUGAAACUCAGACCAAUCCUCCCUAAAUCUUCUACUGCUCUUUGACGAGGACUGUGAUGAAAAUAAGACCAAUCCUCUCUUAAUCUUCUACUGCUCUUUAAAGAGGACAGAUAUGAAACUAAGACCAAUCCUCCCUUAAUCUUCUACUGCUCCUUGAAGAGGACUGAGAUGAAAAUAAGACCAGUCCUCCCUUAAUCUUCUACUGCUCUUUGAAGAGGACAGAGAUGAAAAUAAGACCAAUCCUCCCUUAAUCUUCUACUGCUCCUUGAAGAGGACUGAGAUGAAAAUAAGACCAGUCCUCCCUUAAUAUUCAACUGCUCCUUGAAGAGGACAGAGAUGAAAAUAAGACCAAUCCUCCCUUAAUCUUCUACUGCUCCUUGAAGAGGACUGAGAUGAAAUUAAGACCAAUCCUCCCUUAAUCUUCUACUGCUC
This is a messenger RNA of Gigantopelta aegis, 1199 nucleotides long. RefSeq names its product ficolin-2-like. The coding region runs from base 62 to 682 and encodes 206 amino acids. NCBI's taxonomy places the organism in Eukaryota, Metazoa, Mollusca, Gastropoda, Neomphalida, Peltospiridae. The transcript is spliced from 4 exons. The record is from RefSeq and is a predicted model, not a curated record.